Eruca vesicaria subsp. sativa (arugula) is the source of this 1162-nucleotide messenger RNA. Lineage: Eukaryota; Viridiplantae; Streptophyta; Magnoliopsida; Brassicales; Brassicaceae. The record is from the annotation of a GenBank genome assembly.
UUUCUCAAUUAUUUCAAAGUUAAUGGAGAACAGGUCUUUAGAAUAAAUGGUCUGAUCACUCUUCAGAUCACACUCUCUCUCUCAAUUUUGCACAUUAACACACACAGAGAAAUAAAGAGUUUGAAGAAAGAAGGAGAAAGGGAGAGAGAGAGAGAUGGGGACUAACAGUGGCUUUGGUAUGAUAAUGGAAGAAAAAGACAACCCAGGAUUCAUCAAAGUUCUUAUAAAGGAAGAUCUAUCAUCUGAAACAAUGAGAGGGAUCCCUCAAGACUUCUUGAAAAGCAUCUCAGCUCAGGAGUUUUCCUUCAAGAUGGUCUUAAAGUUGCCAUGGGGAAGCUCAUGGAGAAUCAAGCUCUCAAAAUACCAAAGCUACUACUACAUGGAGAAAAACGGAUGGGAGCAGUUUUUGAGAGACAAUGCUUUAGGUGAUAACGAGCUUUUAACAUUCACGCACAAGGGUAACAUGUGUUUUAACGUAACCAUCUACCAAAUAAAUUGCCUUGAGAUGCUUAGACCUACAAAAUCUGCAACCAUUGCUUCUUCAAGGAACAAUGUGAAGAAGGAAGAGAGAGAGUCUUUGUCUGCAUCAAGCUAUUCUAUCUCAGAAACUGCUGAAUCUACAGUAGGAGGAAGAUUGAAACAGAAACGUGAGCUUAACUUGGGAAAGAAGAAAGUCAAAGAAGCUGAAAAAUCAAAGAAAUGUAAGAAGAGGAAGGUGGAUACUGACUCUAAAGCUGGCACUUCGUCUCUUGUUCCAGAGUUUACACUCACCAUAAAGAAAUCAUACGUUCUGUUCUUGGGUGUCCCGAAGAAGUUUGCGGAUAUGCAUAUGCCGAAGAAGGAAACGUUGUUCAAGAUUCAUGAUUCAAAAGGGAAGAAGUCAUGGGAGGUUACGUAUGUGGUCUCUAAAAUACAGUCAAGAUUCUCUCGUGGAUGGCCUCGUCUGGUUAAGGAUUUGGGUUUAGAGGUCGGUUAUGUUUGCACCUUCGAGCUCAUUAAACCGAACGAGAUGAUUCUCAGUGUGUCCAAGACUCCAACUCCAUGUAGAUGAGACUGAUCUUAGUUAAACCGAAUCUUUAUGUUGUGUUAGUCUGUUAUUCAUAAAUUUCCAAUCUUCCGGUUCGGAAUUACAAUUAAUCUUAACCGAGAAUUUUAAUUUCCG